AUGCCUAGACAUAGUACCCCUAGAAGCUCUGUGCUUCCUAGAGACAGCAUACCUACAGAUAGUCCCAACAACCCUUUUGGACCUACUAGGUACUCUAUUGAGCAAUCCUCUCCUGAGGAGCUAGUGAUUCCCCAACCUAUCCAACCCUAUGAAUCACCCAUCAAGCCACAUGCUUCCAUGCCAGCCUUGGAAGACCCUCAAGCAGGACCUAGUAGCUCAAGAAGGAUAUCACCUCACUCUCAUAAGUCAUCAUCCAGACACUCUCCAAGAUUGUCUCCUUUGGAAUAUGAAGCUAUUCAGGAAGCAACAAGCUAG
Molecule: messenger RNA, 315 nt
Organism: Rhizoctonia solani
Lineage: Eukaryota; Fungi; Basidiomycota; Agaricomycetes; Cantharellales; Ceratobasidiaceae
Exons: 1
Coding region: 1-315 (104 amino acids)
Source: RefSeq, a predicted model, not a curated record